Messenger RNA from Trypanosoma theileri, 1503 nucleotides. RefSeq lists its product as uncharacterized. The transcript has a single exon. NCBI's taxonomy places the organism in Eukaryota, Euglenozoa, Kinetoplastea, Trypanosomatida, Trypanosomatidae. The coding region runs from base 1 to 1503 and encodes 500 amino acids. Gene Ontology annotation, molecular function: protein binding. The record is from RefSeq and is a predicted model, not a curated record.
AUGGCUGAAGGGUCGCUUGUUUCCUCAGCUACUCAGCUUGUAGCAACGGUUAGACAUGAAAAUAUGCAAUUAAAGAGAUGUCUUGCAGAAGUACGUCAUGAAAAUCAAGUACUUAAAAAACAGUUAUAUCAUCUAAGUGCUCUUCUUGAUAUUGCAGUAAGUAAAUUAGCUUCAAAAGGAAUUACCUUAGAAACACCCAUUGGUAUUCGUGAACUACGUGCAGCUGUAUCUCAACGUGAGAUAGUAAAUUUAUCUAAUGAUGUAAUAGACGCAGGUGAUCUAGCUUACGAAAAGGCGACAACAGAGAGUUCAUCUAAUCGUCAAUUUCAACAUCGUCGUGACCUUCGAGAGCAUACUAAACCUAUUCAAUGUGCGGCAUUUUCGCAGGGUGAUCAACCUAUACUUGCCACUGGUGGUUUAGAUUGUCGUGUUAUUCUUCAUAAUUUUAUGACAGGAGAAAAAGUUCUUGAUAUUAAAGGACAUGAACAAAAUGUUGCAGAUGUUGCAUGGUUUGAAAGUAGUGGAAACGUUCUUUCUGCUUCCUUUGACGGUACAGUAAAGGUGUGGGAUCCACGCCAUAGUAGUGGUAGUAGUAGCAAUAACGGUAAUAAUAACUGUGGUACUACAUCACCAGUUUAUCAGUUUAGUGCUACUGGUUUUGUGCUUGCUGCAGUUCCUUUAGAUAAAGCUUUCGUUUUUGCAUGUACCGAUUCAAAAAAACGUACUUCUAUUGUAGAUUUACGUGUUCAAAAACCUAUCUCAUGGAAGCAUGAUAUACGAGCUAAUACCUUAACUUUUAAUGCUGCAAAAGCUCAACUAAUUACAGGACAUAAUAAUGGUACUAUUGCUGUAUGGGAUGUUCGUAAAGUUGGUCUUGCCCUUUCUUCUAAUUCUUCUAUGGAUGGAGAAUCAGCAGGUGGUAAUACGCUAAUGGGUUCUUUUACUUCUGCAGCAGCGGAAGAAACUUCUGGUGUUCCUAUUUCACGUGUUUCUGUAAUUGAGAAUGAACCAUCGCAAAGUGCCAUCACAUACAUUGGAUAUCACCACAACAGCGACGAUACGAGACGAUUAGUGGUGGUAUCUACUGAUAAUAUGGUUCGAUUGUAUCGUGAUAUUGGCAUCAACACUACCACUGGCGAUGCCUUUUCGCUGCGUAAUCUCGUGAGUGGCGUGCCGACGCGUGGCUACACCACCAGGGCGGUGUUCUGGAGGGGCGUGAAGGAAAAGUCGCGGGUGUCGGCCUUCUUCGACGAUGGCGAGCGCGAGACGGACGCGCAGCCGCGGCGGGUGGCGGAGUGCGAUCUGCUCGUGACGGCCGGCGUGGAGAACACGGCGUGUGUGUACAACGUGACGGAGGCGGGCGGGGCGGGACUCGUCGAGCGGCUCGAGGGGCACCGCGACCGCGUCGUGGGGGCCGCCGUCCAUCACGCCGACAGCCGGCCAAUCAUCGCCACGUACAGCGCAGACUGCACCGUGAAGGUCUGGACACCCGUGAAGAAAUAG